AUCUGAACAGUGUUUCUGGCUGAACAUCAGUUCUUGGCAUCUAAUAAUCAGAGGUGGAGCUUCCUGCUGGAAGAUACACAGCCCGUGUCCUCACUUUGUCCUUACCUACUGGACCCUGCUGUUCCUCCACCCUCUGGGGCAAGCAAUCACAGCCACCACCCCCCUCUCCUGCUUCUCAGACAGCUGCUGUGAUUUGAAUAACCAAGCAGGUUGUUGGAUGUCCGGUGGUGACUGAUUUGCCUGGCAAACAGACCCCUCAGGUCCUUGGCCCAGCUGCUACUCUGAGAAGACAGCCUUCCUGGAGUCUCUUUUUCUUUUCCCCACAUGCAGCAGCUAGCUAGGCUCUAAUCUUGCCCUUGCUUGACCUUCUGGGGGGUCCCAGCACUUGGCUGCCCCUGGUGGCUGGAGAGUGCCCUCAGGAACCUGGUGUAGGAGAAGGGGGAGGAAUGGUAGGUCCCAUCUGAGGCAGAGGUAACUAGAGCCAGCUAAGUCCCUGGGCUUGUCACAAAAUUUGCAUGAAGAGAAUGCAGGUCCUCUGUGGCUCCCCCUUCCCUUCCCUCUUCCCUCCUAGUCAUCCUGGGGCUGGGGUGUGACCGCAGGUGGAGGAGGCAGUCGUGCGUGGAGUGCCAUCUCACCAUUCCGGGAGGUGAUGCCCCGUGUCUUCCUGGUCAGGAGUCGGCGUCCACAGCCAUCCAACUGGGGCCACUUGCCUGACCAGCUCCGGGGAGAUGCCUAUGUCCCAGGUGGGCCCCUCACUGGGCCUGGAGGCGAGGGGCAGGUAAGACACAAAGCAUCACUGGUCUGGCUUCUCUCCUCAGACUGCAGCAACCAGCGGGGCCCAUCAGCACACCAGUCUUCUGGCCUUGGGGACUCUUGGGCAGCGCCUAUGCAGGGCAGUCUGGCCUCCACUCCCAGGGGCCCUGGGACACUUGGCUGCCCACUCUGCCCCAAGGCCUUCCCUUUGCAGCGCAUGCUGACACGGCACCUCAAGUGCCACAGCCCUGCACGCCGCCACGUGUGCCGCUGCUGUGGCAAGGGCUUUCACGAUGCCUUCGACCUCAAGCGCCACAUGAGGACUCACACUGGGAUCCGGCCAUUCCGCUGUGGAGCUUGUGGGAAAGCAUUUACUCAGCGCUGCUCACUUGAAGCUCAUCUUGCUAAGGUGCACGGGCAGCCAGCCAGCUACGCUUAUCGUGAGCGCCGGGAGAAGCUGCAUGUGUGUGAGGACUGUGGCUUCACAUGCUCGCGGCCUGACACCUAUGUGCAGCACCGUGCCCUGCACUGUGUUGAGACUGUGCACCCACACAACACAUGAGAGGCAAAUAAAUGCAGGAAAUGCACGCACA
This is a messenger RNA of Herpailurus yagouaroundi (jaguarundi), 1346 nucleotides long. It is a transcript of the gene OVOL3, whose product is annotated as ovo like zinc finger 3. Gene Ontology annotation, biological process: regulation of transcription by RNA polymerase II; epidermal cell differentiation. Lineage: Eukaryota; Metazoa; Chordata; Mammalia; Carnivora; Felidae. The record is from RefSeq and is a predicted model, not a curated record. Gene Ontology annotation, molecular function: RNA polymerase II cis-regulatory region sequence-specific DNA binding; DNA-binding transcription factor activity, RNA polymerase II-specific. Gene Ontology annotation, cellular component: nucleus.